This is a messenger RNA of Kazachstania africana CBS 2517, 1581 nucleotides long. It is a transcript of the gene KTR5, whose product is annotated as putative mannosyltransferase. The coding region runs from base 1 to 1581 and encodes 526 amino acids. The transcript has a single exon. Gene Ontology annotation, biological process: protein N-linked glycosylation; cell wall mannoprotein biosynthetic process. NCBI's taxonomy places the organism in Eukaryota, Fungi, Ascomycota, Saccharomycetes, Saccharomycetales, Saccharomycetaceae. The record is from RefSeq and is a predicted model, not a curated record. Gene Ontology annotation, cellular component: Golgi apparatus; membrane. Gene Ontology annotation, molecular function: alpha-1,2-mannosyltransferase activity.
AUGGCAACGCUACGACGUAGUUUGUAUAGAAUUCAGAACUACAUCGAGGACUUGAAUCCUCUGGUCAUCUGUUUUGUUAUUGCAUUUUUCAUAACUGUCCCAAUCGUUAUUUAUACAGAUACAGGAUCAGAAAUUCAGAAUAAGAUUCUGAUAUUGAACUCGGCUCAAAAUACAGAUUCUAAACAUGAUUCCACAUUCUAUAGGGGUUGUGUAGACACUAAUGAAUAUUUACGAAAUCCCAUGUACGUCAAACAAAAUGCAACAUUUGUUAUGUUGACAAGAAAUGAAGAAUUAUACGAGGUCAUCUCCACAAUAGAAAGUAUAGAAUCACAUUUCAACCAGUGGUUCCAUUAUCCAUACGUUUUCUUAAACAAUGAUGAGUUUACAGAUGAAUUUCAGAAUGCGAUCAAUGAAGUGAUAUCUUCUCAGGCAUAUUUUGGGCUUGUAGACCCUCAAGAUUGGGAUAUCCCAAUUGAUGAAGCCGAUCGUAUCAAGUAUGAGGAACAUAUUGAAGACCAAGGUGAUCGUGGCAUUUACUAUGGUAAUCUGGAAACGUAUCAUAAGAUGUGUAGAUAUUAUUCCGGUAAAUUUUAUCAACAUGAAUUAGUUUCUCAGUUCGAAUGGUAUUGGAGAAUUGAGCCAAACGUAGAAUUUUUCUGUGAUUUGUCGUAUGAUCCAUUCCUAGAGAUGUCCAAGCAUGGUAAGAAGUAUGCAUUUACCAUAGUGAUACCUGAAAUUUAUUGGACGGUGCCAAAUUUAUUUAGAUCCAGUAUGAGUUACAUUAAAGAGAAGAAUAUUACCGUGGGGAGUCUUUGGAAAAUGUUUACGUAUGAUUAUAACAUAUUAGACGUUGAAACAGAGGAUGAAUUUGAAGAUCUAGCCAGGUGGGUAAAUUAUGAGAGUGAUAUAAUGGGUAGAAUUUCAGAAAAAGUUGCCAUUGAUUACAUUAUGGAGACGCCUGAAACGUAUGAAUAUAACCUUGAAUCGUUAAGAAGAUUGAUUGAUAGAGCACAGUCCAAGGUGCCUAUUGUAGAGGAUAAAUUUGAAAAUCAAGAGUAUAAUCUUUGUCAUUUUUGGUCGAAUUUUGAAAUUGCCAAAGUUGAUAUCUUUAACAAUGAUAUUUACAAUGAUUAUUUCAAGUUCUUAGAAGAGCAACAUGGGUUUUGGGAAGAGAGAUGGGGAGAUGCUCCUGUGCAUUCACUUGGAUUGAGUCUCGUGUUGAAUGUUACCGAUGUGCAUUAUUUUAGAGACAUUGGAUAUCGACAUUCUACGUUACAGCAUUGUCCCAAGAAUGCGCCUGGUAUGAAUGAAUUUAAGUAUGAACCAAAUGAGAGUAGAUGGAAUCGUCGAGGUAAGUAUUUCUGGAACUCAGUAAAAUACGAUAGAGAAUCUGAAGUAGGCAGUGGAUGUCGAUGUAGAUGUCCCAAGAUGAGAGAAGUUGAGGAUAACAAUUCAUUGUGUUUGAACAAAUGGUUAGAUUUGACACAUUUAGACGAUCCAAAUCUCACGAGAAAAGCUACGCAUAAUCCCAAAGAAAUUUUCAAUUCUAUAAGAAAAGAUUUCAUUAAGGAUCUUGAUUAA